This is a messenger RNA of Diorhabda sublineata, 6637 nucleotides long. RefSeq names its product RING finger and SPRY domain-containing protein 1-like. Gene Ontology annotation, molecular function: protein binding; ubiquitin-protein transferase activity. Lineage: Eukaryota; Metazoa; Arthropoda; Insecta; Coleoptera; Chrysomelidae. The transcript is spliced from 8 exons. Gene Ontology annotation, cellular component: cytoplasm. The record is from RefSeq and is a predicted model, not a curated record. The coding region runs from base 304 to 1881 and encodes 525 amino acids.
AUGUUUGACGUAAAAAUUGACAAUGGAGCACAUCUAACCAAAAUUGUGUCAGUACUUUUAUUUCUUAAAUAAGCCCAAAAUUUUUGAUAACAGUGCACGGUUUAUAUUCUAUAGUUGAUGUAUUUAAUUAAUGGCUUCAAUAAACUAUUCCUAAUGCAGUAUUAUAAGUGGGUUAUUCAACACUGGAAUUCAAGUAAUAACAUUUUGAUAUCGAUGAUAACUCCAACAUAAAAACAAUAUAUAAGUAUAUUAUGUAGUACCCUUAAAUAAAUUUCUAAAUAAUUCCAAGUUUUAAUUGACGUAAUGGGUAUUUGUUGGUGUAAACAGAAAAAUGAAGAACGUGACACAUACAUACCACAAUCACCAAAUCACCUUCAAAUACUUAACAUCGCACAAUCUGGAUCUCCCCAGUAUCCUUUUAAAGUGUCGAAAAUACCAGAUGUCGAUAUGUUAGUGCUUGAAACUUUGGGAGUUAUUGCUACCUUGGUUGAUAAUGAACAGGAACCACCCAAUUCUAUGCUACUUUUACAUAACAUAGCAGAUAAUGAAGAAGGUUGGAUCCAGGUUGUAAAUUCUAUGAUAAAUGUUAUACCUAUGCAAGACCCAUUAGGACCAUCUGUUAUAACAUUACUUUUAGAUGAUUGUCCAUUACCAUCAAAAGAAUCAGUAUUUAAGGUAGUUAAUAUGCUUGACCUGUCUAAAAAAGCUGCAGUGAUAGGUAGAUCAAAUGCUCCUAGGCAAAGGAAUAUAUGUGUUGUAUUGGGUUGUAUUGCCGAAAAAUUAGCAGGUCCAAGGAAUAUGGAGAUAUUAAAUGACGGUAUAAUUGAUUACUUAUUGACAAAUUUGGAUCCAGCCACAGAUCCCAAUGUAAUAUUGUUCUCCUUAAUAGCUAUAGAAAAGUUCGCUCAAACUAGCACAAAUAAGAUUACGAUUGUUAAAAAAAUUGAAAAUCUUCCAUCUAAUCCUAUACAUUUGCUUGAAUCUUGGAAAGAGGAAAAACAUUAUACGAAAAGACAAGUUGGAUUUUGUGCUCAAUGGAUUCUUGACAAUCUAUUUGUAAUGGAAAAUCGACAAUACAGCUACCUAACUGUUAAUAUGGAAGGAAUAAACGCAAUGUUAAAUACCUCUGACGUUAGUGAAUAUCUCAAAAUAUCUCCAGAUGGAUUAGAGGCUCGAUGUGAUGCAUAUUCUUUUGAAAGUGUGCGGUGUACAGCUCAAGCUGACAAUGGAAUAUGGUAUUACGAAGUUUGUAUUAUUACCCCAGGUGUAAUGCAAAUUGGAUGGGCAACUAAAAAUAGCAAUUUUUUAAAUCACGAGGGUUAUGGUAUUGGAGAUGACAGGUUUUCUUUGGCUUAUGAUGGUUGUAGAAGAUUGAUAUGGUACAAUGCAAAAUCUGAUCCCCAGAACGUACCAAGAUGGCAAUCAGGAGAUAUAUUGGGAUGCCUUUUGGAUCUAAAUAAUCAACAGAUUAUAUUUUCAAUAAACGGAGUACCCCUACCACCAUGCAUACAUGUAUUCACGAUGGCGAAGUCUGGUUUUUUCGCUGCAGCAAGCUUCAUGUCAUUCCAACAAUGCCGAUUUAAUUUCGGUGCCGAACCAUUCAAGCAUCCUCCUAAUACGGACUAUUCAACAUUCAACCAACAAGGAUUCCUUCGGUCUGAAGAUAAAAUCGUUCUACCUAGGCAUAUAUUUCUCAAUCAACUUAGAGAGCAAAAUAUUGGUGAGGAUAGUUGUACGUUGUGUUAUGAUCAAAAGGCAUCAAUUCGAUUGCUCCCUUGUGAACAUUCUGGUUUCUGCUCGUCGUGUGCCAAACAGCUGAUAGAAUGUCCGAUGUGUAGGUCUCCGUUUCGUGAAAUAGAAGAAUAUCCUCAAUCUUUAUGACAUACAAGAUGCCGUUGAACACUAACAAUGUUGAUAUGUUUGAACGAAAUAGGAAUUAGUAUGAACAAGUUCUGUUAUAAAAUAACAAUGAUUAUGUGUACAAAUUUUCUGCAUUAAAAGCAAAAAUAACACGGGUUCUUAUUAAAAAAAUAUUUAUUUAUUAUGAUAUUUUCACUUAUUAUCGUUUUAUUUUUUAUUUGAUUAAAAAACAAUUUAUUUGUGUUUACUGUACAUAUUGCUACGUUUUAGAUUUGAAAUUUUAAGUUCCCUUGUUAUUCAUUAUGGUACAGAAGAAAUUCACAUUAUUUUUGUGAUAUUUCGACAAUAACCCAGUGAGAGAGAAAAAUUAGUCACCUGUAUUCAAACAGUACCUAAGUAAUGGUGACAUUUUUCCAAAUUUUUUUGUUAUAGCCAUAGCAAUUAAGGGGAUGCCCCAAAAUGGAAAACAAGCAACCACGUUUUUCAAUUGAUCCUUCGUUAGUUUUAGAUCAACACGAAUAGGAGCAAAACAUCAAUAUACUGGGGGAAUCACUGAAAAGUUCUUAGACUAGCAUGAAAAAAUCUUUUUUAUAUAGCAUUUGAUUAUAUUGUUCAAUAUAGUUCGCUCCGUUGGUAGAAAAGUGACACAACUCAAAAUUAGUAAAUGUUCGGUAGGGUUUGAAAAUUUGGAAGUUAACAUCUAACAAGGUAUAAAAAACAUUUUAUUCGACACUUUUUUAUGUUAUAACUCUAAGUAAUAACGCAUUCUUUAGUAUGGUUUGAUGUUCAAUAUAAAGAAAAUUCUAGCCCUUAUUCGAGUUGUGACACUUUUUCAAAAAACUUGACCUAUUGAUGUCGGUUUUAAUUUAUGUAUGAUUGUUAUGAAAACUGUGUUAGAUUAUAAUUUUAAGAAAAUCCUAGUCCUAAUAUGAAAAUAUACAAUUGAAUUCAUAAAAAAAUUGUAUACAAAUUAGAAAUUGUUUGUGUAAAACCAGAUUAUCCAAAUGAUUGUUCGUUGGAGGUUACCGACCGUCAUAUAUUAUCAAAAAAUUAAAAUAUAUAUAGAAAAGUGACACAAUCCUAAAUUUACCUUAUAUGUAAACUGACAUAAAACCAAGUCAGUCGAAUUUUCACAAAUACGACAUUCUUUCAUGGGAUUAAAAUCACAACUGCCACUUUUCUAUGGAAGCAAAAGGUUGACCACUAAAAUGAACAAACCAUACUUCCACCUCCUAGCGGCGAUUAGUGAAAUUGACACUUAUGUGGCUUUUUCACCUAAAUCUGUUGCGGUUUUAGGUUGGUUUCAACUAAUUUCGAAUAUGAUGAAUUCUGACUUGUGUCACAUUUCUACCAACGGACUCUUAGAACGCGUUACAACGCUUAUAGCGGUCAUAAAAUUACAAAUACUUUCGUAUUCUUCUAAGCGAUAUUACCUCUUUUGUCUUGUUCGAUAUCAUUCCGGCUUUCCGAGCUCAGCUCAGCAAAUAUACUGAAAUUUCAAAAGUAGCCUUUGUACGUAGAUAUUGGGGUAACAUACACUGCGACCCAAAGGAUCUAUUAUGUCCCCCUUUUUUGCUGCAAUAUUGGAGAAUCCAGUGUUUACAGCUGAUCUGUUAAUACCAUUUUUUUAGUAUGUCUGUAGCUGCCAUAAAUCUUCGUCUUCUAUUUUAUACACUCCCAGGUGUAGUGCUCUGGAGUUUUCCUCAAUACAUUGUACAGUAAUUUUAUUUUUCUUACCUAGUUCGUUUACUUUUUCUAGGAUAUUAUGAUAUUAGAGCUUAAAGCUCUAAUGGUUACUUGGCUAUUGGAUGAUGUUCUCCUGUUUGGAAUAGUUCCAAAAGUAGCCUUGAAAAGGCUGUUUAUAGUGGUAUCACAUAUUUUAUUUAUUGUAUUUUCAUCUUUCUUUUUGGUUAUUUUUUCUAUUAAUUUCUCUCCGUUAUAUAGUGUUAAUUUGGAAAUGUAUUACCCUAUAAGAUAUUAAAACGAGUAGAAAAAGUUGCAUGUAAAAUGAGUUAAUUUUAUCUUAAUUUUGGCACAUCUACAGCUAUGCAGGACACUCUAGCUCGCUACAUACUUCCUGUGAGUAAAGUUAUACUUAUUUUUAAGGGAGCAGUUUGUAGGUUGAUUUUUUUAAACUUCAGAUAGGGAAAGUGACAGCUCCUGGAAACCUUAUUUUAAAGGUAGUCUAAGGUACCUUUUCAAAAAUAUCCAAUACUUACAUAUAUUUCAAUACGAAUUAUUUGGAUACGAAUUUGUUGUAAUAUUGUGGCAAAGAAAUACUAAAAUCUUUAAUAAUAUUCUGAGCUUUUGAAUACUUUCAUCAUCGGAGACUGAAAAUAGGAUUAAAGUAUAAUGUAGAAAUUCAAUUUAUGUUAACUGUCAUUUUGAGUCAUGUGUAUUCAUUAAUAUUUAUACAAAAUUCAAGAUACCAAAAUUCUCGAUUAAAUGUACAUAAUUCUACAUUAUGUUUUGACCAUAUUUUCAGCUCCAGAUGAGGAAUACCCUUUAAGCACCGACGUGCAUUUUUUAUAACGUUAGUGCCGACGUGAGGCCGCUUAUAUUAUGUAGUGUUUUUUAAAGAAAGUGUUGAUUUAAAUAUUUGUCUCUGCAGUAAAAUGGAAAAUAAAAGGUUUUAAGAAAAAAUAGAUAUAGAAAGAAAAUAAACUUUAUUAUAUUUUUAAAUUAAGGACUACAAUAAUAUUUUGCUUGAAUUUUGAGGGAAAAUCCGACAAUUAGAUAUAAAAAAUCAUAACACAAAAACAAAUCCUCUCAGAAUAACAAAAAAUAGUAUUUCUUACAUAAUAUAACUUUAAGAAAAAAAAUAGUAGGAACAUAAAAAUUCUGGAAAAAAAUGUCUACAGUCGAACUACACCUUAAAUUCUAAGCAGUUAGGGCACACUUGUUUCAUGCACUGUAAACAAAUGUUUUUUGCACGAAUAGCACGUAAACGUCGAUUUUCUUUUGGAGUUUAGGUUGACAAGAAAAACAAGUCUUGCGUGUCUUGACUUCUGCUUGAUCUUCAGAUGCCUCUGGCUUAUCAGAACCAAGUACUCUUGCCAAACUCAUCCUAAGUUCACGAGGCAAUCUUAGGUUACAAAAUUUUCGCUUUAUGUGCUCUAAUAUCAACUAUCGUGCUAAUUUUUUUAUAAAGGCUCCUCUAUCAGUUUGUCUUCCGACAUGUACAUCAUGUAAAAUGUGAGAAUUUACGGAACUUAUAUCUAAAAUUAGGUAAAAAAUUGGCCAGAGUCUUGAUCGGCGGCUGCAAGUGUAUAUAGAGCAUUUCUUAUCUAUUUCAUCUAUACCACCUUUCGUAGAAUUAUAAAACUUUAUAAUUUCUGGCUUCCCUGAGUCCGUAUCUGUUUCUUCAGUAUGAUGCAUUGAUGAAGCCAAAAUAACUGCUUUUCCCUUCUUGGGAACAUGAGAUAAUAACGUUGUGUCUUUUGUAAAACCAUAUUAAGUUGAUUUUUCUGGUCUCGUUUUAGCGGGCAAGAACUCUGAGGGUAUUUCCCUUUUGUUACCAUACCUACACAGGUCAAGCCUCUCUAUUUCAAUGCAUCAAUUAGUUGUAUUGACGUGAACCAAUUGUCACACAUUAUAUUUUUAUUACUGCCAUGUAACAGUUCAAACGAAUCACAGCCUGCGUAGGAACUAAAAACUUUUUUUCUUCAUCUGAUAAUAUUUCUCUUCCAGUACUAUCAGUAGCAAAUAUUAAAUCUGCGUCUUGGUGGUUAGAUUUGAAUACAGCUGUGUACAUCAAUAGGCCAAUAAAAGCUUGCAACUCAAUCAUAUCAGUAUCCUUUAGUUCUGGGCGAUCCUGCUUUGUAUAUUUACAUCUGUAUUCAGCCAGCUUCUCAUUGGUUCUUAGCAUAAUCUCCGAUAACAUUUCGCCAUUUAUAUAUUGUUUCCAUAAAGAAUAAGGAUCCUUUCCAUCAUUUUCGGUCAAAUUGGAGGUAGGUACUCGGUUAAUAAUAUUAUGUUGUGGAGUUCUAACAGAUGAUCUGUUUGGAAGUGAUUUAGACCACUUAUAUUUAUUCUUUCCUCUAAAACAUCCCAGCCUUGAAAGCGGAACAUCUUCAUCUGAUGACGAUGACGGCGCGUCCAGGUGUUCAGGUUGAGUUUCUUCGGUAUCAGAAAUAUCAGUGCUAGUAUCUGUAUUAUGCUCACUGUGCUCGGGUCAAAAAUCUUCACUAACGUCGUCAACCUCAGAUCCGCGAUCCAGCUCUCAAUCACUCGCGUAUAAUUUGGAUUAGACACAUUUAUACCUAUCCGAAGUCUCUUUGAAUGCUGUAAAUCUGUUGUGGAACUAUUUCUCUUACUACCUGAAGAAGGUCCUGGUCUAUCCAUAGUUUACAAUAUCUGUAAAAAUAACAGUUUACCGUAACAAAGAAAUAAAACAGAAAAACUUACGUAAGUACUUAAAGGUUAAAUAAGAUUUCAAAAAGCUCGGGAUAUAUAUAUAUAUAUAUAUAUAUAUAUAUAUAUAUAUAUAUAUAUAUAUAUAUAUAUAUAUAUAUAUAUAUAUAUAUAUAUAAAUGUGUCGUCUUUCAUUGUCACAAUCCCACAACAAUUACACUCAUUACAUAGUUGAAUGUUCGAAUUCAUAUAAAUUAUUUGUGUUUGAAUGGUUGUUGUUAUAAUACAUAACAGGUGUAUAUAUUCAUAAAAAUUAUAAAAAUGUUCUAUUUUUCUUUAAAAAUCAUAUGAAUUAUAAAUAUAUUUCAACGUUAUUCAUUAUCUGUUUUAGUUUUAUUUCAAUAAACUAUUUUAGUAUUUCAUU